GGGAUUCUUCAUUUGAAUUUUGAAAUUCGUAUAGGGUUUUGUGGGAUUUUCGUUUUUCUUUUUUUCGGGGAAUUAAGGUUUUACUUCGUUGAAUGAGGUUUUUAGCUUUUUUUGAAUUGGUGCUUCAAGUCCUUUAUUUAUUUUUUUUUCCCGGAAAGUUUAAUUACUUUUUGAAUUAUUUGUUUUGUAAUUCUUGCUCUCUGUCUCUCUUGGUAAUUUUCGGAAAUAAUGAUGAGGAUUUAAGAAGCUUUGAGUGGCAAUUUGCUCUCAACACAGAGUCCAAGCAAAGGGCUUUUCUUUGUCCCCUUUUUGGGUUUUAGAUUGUUAAAUUAGUCAAUCAAGCCAUACUGUAUUCUCCAAGUGUUUUUUCCUGGAAGGGAACUUAAAUUAAUAAUCAACAUCAGUUCGCUGCUUUUCUUGCCUAGCAACCUUAACUUGAAGAUGGGUUUUUCCGAAGUUGGUGAAAUUUUUAAUAUGCGUUGAGAGCAAAUUUUGAAAGAUCUUAAUGUUGUGGGAAACUUAGAAUGUCCUAAUCCUCUGUUAUUUUUUUUGGUACUCUGGAGCUCCUAUGGUCUAUUGGUUGUCGUUGAUUCACAUAGUAACUAGCCAACGACUUUUCUUUGCUCAUUUUGGAAAUUAGUGGUUGUUGUGUUGAUUCACAUAGUAACUAGCCAACGACUUUUCUUUGCUCAUUUUGGAAAUUAGUGGUUGUUGUGUCUAUCGAAAUAAACCACUUUGUGUACUUGCUGCCAUUUGCUAUGAGAAACAUAUUACUUAUGAAGAAAUAGUAUAACCUCCUUUUGCCAUUGCUCAGUGCUUAGAUUGGAAUAGCCUGGUGGAACUACUUCCUAUUGGGUUUACUUCUUUCGACUUGCGUAAUGAUCAAUACUGAACGCAAUGUUAAUGGAGUUGGCGGUGGUGGAACUGCUGCUGCUCAUGAUAAGCAGCUUGCUAGUGCUCUGAGAAAGACUGCACUGAGAGAUGUGCAGAACGAAAAUGUGGGAUCAAUUCAUAAGCAGCAAGAUUUACUAACUGGAGGAGGGAGGUCGAGUAGUGACACAAUUAAGGUUUGUGGGACUAAACGACUUACGCCUGAGCGCCCUUCGAGCUCCCAGGGUCUUCCAUCCUUGGCAUAUAAUGGUACAAAUGAGAAUGUCAUGAAUGCGCGUCGAAGAUUUGAGUUGGAACUUGGGAGGGGAAGACUUCAGAACAAUGUUGACAAAAUUUCAGAUUAUUCAGAAUCUAAGAACAUAGGUCUAUUGCGGCAGGAUAUUCCUCAAAAGAUAACUCAGCCCAGGGACAGUAAUCUUCAUCACAUUCCUGUAGCUACAUCAAAUAAUCUGACAGCAACAAUGGCCUUUCCAAGUAAUGGUCUUUCAGUUCCCAGUUCUUUUGGCAAGCACAGUAACAGUACUCCAGCUGCUAAGGUCUAUCCAGAGCUUCCUCGGACUGUUGAUUCUAAGACCACAAGUGAUCAGCUGAGAACAGAAAGGUUCAUACGCCUCCAGAAGUUUCUGAAGCAAUGUGAUGAAGCUAACCAAAGAGAGUACACCCAGAUGCUUCUGCAUUUAUCUCCUGCUGAGCUUAGUAAGCAUGCUGUGGAGUUGGAGAAAAGAGCAAUCCAGUUGACAAUAGAGGAAGGCAAUGAGAUGCAGCGCAUGAAGGCACUGAAUAUUUUGGCAAAACCUUCUCAAACAAACGAUGUACCACCAUCAACUCAGUUAGUGCAAUCAAAUAAACGAUAACUGGUGAAGCUUGUGGUAAUUUUUCAUGGCGCUAAAGGGGCCUGUGGGGGUAUGUAUGCGUCUUGCUUUGACAAAUCCUGAAAGGAAUCAGCUAUUUGGAUGCCUCCAAUACUCUUUCUUGACUAGCUCUAUGUGAAGCUAAGAUCAUUAGUUAGCCUGUAAUCAUGUGCUGAUGUUCUCUGUGAAAUAAGCAGAGUUAGUAGAAUGUAGCUAGCUAGCUUUUGUUCUCAAAUUAAGAAACAUUUCCACAUUCUUCCGUUUCUGGUGUUUUGAUUUUUGUCUGUUAUCUCUCUGGGUAAGUUGAAGUUGUGUGUAGGAAAACGAGUGUCUUGUUAUAAACUCUUGUUGUCGUAUAAUUGAAUUUGUUUGUAGGAAGCUGCUUAUAGCUCAUCGCUGAAAAUUUUGGUCCUUUGAGGUUAUU
Sesamum indicum (sesame) is the source of this 2166-nucleotide messenger RNA. The record is from RefSeq and is a predicted model, not a curated record. NCBI's taxonomy places the organism in Eukaryota, Viridiplantae, Streptophyta, Magnoliopsida, Lamiales, Pedaliaceae.